UUGUACACAAAGGGAGUGUGAUUGUGCGCGCGGUGGAGAUGGGGAAAGCAGCUACGGAGCAGCUGGAUCGAGUUCUGAUUGAGCAUCUCAAUACCGCACGCGAAACUUUUCAGAUGUUGGAUCAAACGCCUGCCUCUUCCCUUGAGAAAGUGAGCUGGAAAGAGGUCAUUCAGAUUGGUGAACAAGUCUCCAAACAAGCUACUAUGGUUGGAAUGCUGUAUACUGGAGAAACUCCUGAAAUUAAAGUCCUUGAAGAUAAUAUGGCAGCAUACUUCAAUACUUUACAAGGCUUCCUGUUACUCUCCCAUGGAAGUUCAGUCGGCGCAGGUCCCACUCUCUUGUCGUGCAUUCAUGGAUCUGUAAAGCAAGUCGUUGACAGCAGUUUCAUGCUAUUACAGGGAGCUGUGUCCUCCUAUGGGUCAUCAUCAAAUAAAACCCAGAAACUCACGAUCCCACAGCUCGUAGGCGCAGUAUGGAACGCUUGCUCUGCCCUGAAGAAGACUCCAGUCACUAACGUUACAGCUAUUGGACGAGCAAUGAAACAAGCCGCAGUUUCAAUGAAGGAUGUGCUUCGCGAGAUGAAGGAACUGAAGCCAGCAUCAUCUGAUUCAGCGGACGAAGCUUCUAUUCAUGACUCUACAAAAGGCGAAGGCAAAUCCAUCUCUGAUGAUGAUGAUGAUGAUUCCUUUGACGAAGAGUUGGGCAACGACUUGUCUCCUGAAGAGAUGAAAAUCGUGCAUUUGACAACCAGCAUUGUGUCUGAAACUCUCGCGGUAGUUAAGGAACUAAUUCGAUACAUCACUGUAUUACUUCAGCAGGAAAGUGCAGGUGAUGGCGCCAUCUCAGUAGAUUCUCUAGAGAAACUGCUGAAGCUAUGCCAAGAAACUGGAGUACAGAUUGAUGAGCUCGGAGCAUGCCUUUACCCGCCACAAGAAAUCUCUGAUAUCAAGGUGGCUCUUGAGAAGAUCUCGCGCUUCAGCAAUGAAACUGAGACGGAGCUUCGGAACCUUAAAGGCUUUACAGAAGACUUCGGUAAAGCUUGCACCAGUUUGAGAAGCUCAUUGAGACUAUUGGGAACUGAAAUAGGUUGUUCUAACGUUGGUGAUCUUGUCCCAAAAUUGGAGAAUCUUGUCGUGAGCAGCUAAUCAAUUCGAUUACAUUAUCAACCUACGUGUAAGUAUCCAUACUCUAUUAGAAAAUACUUUUGGUUAUAAUAUGAAAUCGUGUUCUCUGCUUUAUUAAAAACAGCAGAAAACCCAUUUUUGUCUAGUAGUCUAUGAUGAAGCCGGUGAUUCCAUCUAAGAUAUUCACAAAAGCUACAGAACCUAGGGGAACAGCUUGGUAUUUGAGUCCCCGUCUUCAGUCUAAAUAUCAGAAUUGUAUUACAAAACUCUAAGCUGUCCUAGUCAUAUUUCAUGAAUAUAAACAAAUAUUUUCUUAGUUUGA
Messenger RNA from Salvia hispanica, 1446 nucleotides. RefSeq lists its product as uncharacterized. Gene Ontology annotation, cellular component: nucleus. Lineage: Eukaryota; Viridiplantae; Streptophyta; Magnoliopsida; Lamiales; Lamiaceae. The record is from RefSeq and is a predicted model, not a curated record.